UAUCCCAGUUGGAAUUUGACACUUUCAGAAAAUGUCGCUAUAUUCAUUCAAUCGCGUUUAGUCAGAGUUGCAAUCAAUUAAAUUUCGACUCAUUUAAUAAAAUCAUUCGUUGUAAAUAAUAUUCACAGUGCUAAAAGCAUCAAAAUGUUGUAAACCAAUAAACUUCAAUUCAAAUCAGUUACAUGUGAAAUUGGAAUAAAUGAACCAGUGUCAGUGUUGGACGUGAAUGAAUGAAAAAAAAAAGUUUCUUUUGCAUUUUUUUGGUUUAGAAAAUUGUCAAAAAUAUUAUUGAGAAGUGAGAACUACGAAAAUUAGGCAAUUUUUUAUGUGUUUAUUUAGGUAAUAGUAGUGGAUUUUAACGAGCUUUUACGAUGGGAUUACUGUUUGCGAAACUGUGGAGCCUCUUUGGAAAUGAAGAACACAAACUUGUAAUGGUCGGCCUGGAUAAUGCGGGUAAAACGACAAUUCUGUAUCAAUUCCUUAUGAACGAAGUAGUACACACCAGUCCGACAAUUGGAUCAAAUGUCGAAGAGGUGAUAUGGAGGAAUAUUCGAUUUUUGGUAUGGGAUUUGGGUGGCCAGCAAUCGCUUAGGGCUGCAUGGAGCACAUAUUAUACAAAUACAGAGUUUAUUAUUAUGGUUAUUGAUUCGACUGACCGAGAACGUUUAGCUGUUACACGCGAAGAAUUGUACAGAAUGUUACAACAUGAAGACUUAUCUAAAGCUAGUUUAUUAGUAUACGCAAAUAAACAGGACUUAAAAGGAUCAAUGUCGGCGGCAGAAAUAUCUCGACAGCUCGACCUGACUUCCAUUAAGAAACAUCAAUGGCACAUUCAAGCGUGCUGUGCGUUAACCGGUGAAGGAUUGUAUCAAGGACUGGAAUGGAUUGUUCAGCGCAUUAAAAAGAAAUGACCCGAUGACUAGCCGACAUUAUCGAGCAGCUAGAGUUAAUUUAAUUUGCCAACAACAGAAUAAUAAAGAAAGAAAGAAGAAAAAAAAAACUAUUAAAAAUACCGUGGACUUAUCGAAUCCAUAUAGAAUCGUUAAUGAGAUUUAAGUUCUAUAAAAAAAAAAUAUUUUUGGCGUAA
This is a messenger RNA of Bradysia coprophila, 1087 nucleotides long. RefSeq names its product ADP-ribosylation factor-like 5 (gene Arl5). Lineage: Eukaryota; Metazoa; Arthropoda; Insecta; Diptera; Sciaridae. Gene Ontology annotation, molecular function: GTP binding; GTPase activity. The record is from RefSeq and is a predicted model, not a curated record.